GAGAAUAUGGUGUAUGUACUAAGAAGCUCACAUUAAAACAAAAAAUGAGACAAAACUUAAGUGUUUUAAGAAUGUUUAUCAGUGUUAAAAGGCUAUGACUAAUAUUUUUUUUUUAAAGUUCCUUCCGAAAUGAGAGUGAUUUAUGUUUAGUCCCAAAGUUUGUGAGUUCAGUGAACUAUGGUGGGAAAGAUAACUGGGAUAUGUAGGAAUAUUCUUUAUUUGGUCUCUUAUUAAGUAUUCAAGUGUUUCAUCUCCCCAUGGGUUCUCUCAGGUUCUAUAGCAGCAGGGGCAGCUUAAUCAAUUAAUAAACAUAGGUCACAUAGCUGGGCAAACACAAAUGUCACCGCAGAUAUUAUAAUGUGUAUUUAAAAGAAAGCGGUCUUGUUUGAUUCAAAUUCGUAGAUAAACACAUUGUCUACCGGUGGUCCCUGAUGAUAGCGCAUUUGGUUCGGUUUUUUAUUGGGUGAAAUAUCGACAAAGUGUCAGUAGUGGCUUAUCUGGAGAUCCCCUUAGAACUUCUGCUGGGAUCUUGGGAUUAGCAGUUACCUGCAAGUGUGGCCUAGCAAGAAGAAAUUCAAAUCUUAUUUCUAAGUUGUAAUAAUUUAAAAAGUGAAAGUCAUUGAAACUAAAUGGGCCUUGUUUCUGUUGUUUAUCCAUCUUUUUAGAAAUUGCCAUAUGCAUGCUGCUUAGUUUUCUUAAAAGGAAAAAUUAAGUUGAAAUCAUUUCCUACAAUGAAUUUCAAUACCGGUAUGCCAUCUUUUGAACAGUUGGUGUUUUAAGUAAUUGAAUAACAUAAAAUGCAAAUACACAUUUAAUCUGUGACUGUAGGCUAACGUUUAAGAUAAAAACCAUUUAGAAUGGGCAGAAGAAUAUACGUAAAUGGUUUUAUUAUUAGAACCAUCUAACAUUGAUAGAAUUGGCUGGGUUCUUUGGAAUUGUUUUCACUUUUCUGGUGACCAUGAUUACAUUGUUAACUUUAUUUAUGUAAGAUCGCGGGUGACUGCCAUUGUGUGUGUAUAUGCCGCACAUUAUUCACAGAAAACAAAUAGGCAUUUCGAUAUGUGAUAGCUGGGGGUGACUCCCAAUAAAUGAUAAGUCCAAGAUUACCACUUUCCUUCUGCCGAUAAUGUGGAGAAAAUAUUGAAAGGCGAUCAACGCAUACUUAUGAAGGAGUAAAAUUUCCACCUUAUAUUAAAUGCCUCUGCAAUAAAAUUGGAUCAAACCAUCAUUAAAUCUGUAGAUAUAUUAAAAAGUUGAAGUUGGCAAGGAUGAGAAACCAGUGUUGACAGAUCCUGCAGUUUUUGGACAAGUAGUCUGCUUAGGAUGUGAUCUAAUACUAAAUGAUUCAUAAACUGUGACCUGAAGAUCCUCAAGAGGAAUGGAUUUUUGCUGAUCUGUGAUGACAAGGAAAUUCUUUUUACUGGCCUUGAGGACUCAUCAAUCUUUGGCACAGAGCUUUUAAAUGACAUCAGUUAAAGACCCCCUCAAGACAAUGGGUGUUUGAAUUCAAGGUUCUGGAUACUGGCCUAACUUGGAAUCUUUGCAGACUGUGCUGAGAGUAAAGUGCAUCAUAAUUUAUUGCCGCAUUGUCUUCUGAAAUCAACCUUAGUCUUGUCUGCAACUUGAGAUUUAUCCAUAGCUGGUGUCAAAAGUUCUGGAAGGGCUGGUUGUUGUAGACUGUUCUGAGAGACAAUUGCAUCAUAAUUUUCAUUGCGCUGUCUACUGAAUUUUAUUCAAGUCUUAUGAUAGUUUGUGUUAGCAGUUCUUGAAAGCCAUUAUAGUUGUUUUUUUUUACACUUUGUUAAGAAUUAUGUUAUCUAUUUUAGAUGCAAAUAAGAAUUAACAAAAGAUAUUAAUCAGAUGUGUUUAAUUGAUCUGGAAUUAGGUUAGAAGUAUUAACAAUUUAUGGGUCAGAAUUAUAAGUGUAUUAAUUAUUUGGGUCAAUAGAAAAACUAGUUCUACGGCUUCUUCCAUUUAGGUCUAAUAUUGAUGUGUUCUGUGUAAUUCCAGUGUUAUGUUAAUGGUUUUAAUGUUCUGGAAGUGGACAAUGCAAACAUGCAAAUUUAUUAAUGGUAUAGUUUGUAGCUUAUAUUUAAAGAAAUUUAUCUAAUGCUUAUUGGAGAAUAACUUCAAAGGUUAAUGAUUUCCAAUGGUUUAAAUACACAGGAAAGUAUUGUAAUAGUAAUUGUGGGGUUAUAAAGUAUUACACUUAUUUAUACCAAUCGAAGACCUAUAGCUAGUACCAAUAUCUGGUUUGAAAAGUCAAGUCGAUUUUUUAGCCUAUCAGAAUAAGAGGAAGAAAAAUCAAUAAGUGAAAUUUAAAAUGUGUCUGAAGCUGUGCUUUUGUAGCAGUUUGAAGGCUUUAUGGCUUUUCGAUAAGAAAAUGUGUAUCAUAAGUGAGUGAUAAGCACCCAGUCUUCAGAGAAAUCAAAAGGCCAAGUGACAUUUUGAUUUAUUUCCCUCGAGGAGUGUACAACUGGAAGUCCAUUCAAUCGGAUGUAAUAAAAAAAAUUUUGUCAUGAAUUUUUUGGAACCUUAAUAUGGUAUAUGUUGAUUGAAUACCCAGCAUAAAGCAUGGCUACUACACCCUCUCCGAGAACUGAACGGCGAACUAAACAUCCUUAUCCUGGUCUUCCAAGUGCUUUGAAACACAAUGUGAUAGGUGAUGAAAUCGAAGAUGAGGAACCACCAAUUAAAACUGUUGUCUAUGUACCGAAUCGUUCUAAAAUCAAGGAACAGUUUCCAGUGGUGUCCGUUCACAAAAGAAAAGAUGGCCGCUACGUUGUUGUGGAACAAAGGCCUGUACACACAUAUUUUUCCGGAGAAAAAUUCAAUGAUUUAAAAACACUGGAAGAGAAAGAGGACCGGAUAAAUCGAGAAACCAAAUAUAAAUAUGUCAAGCCACCCUGGAAAUGGUCUUCGAAGGGAAAAGUUAUGGAGAGGUCAUUUGAUAGAAAUUACUACUACCCUCACCUUCCUCCCAUUAACAAUCACUUAGAGACUGUAACUUCAAAAGUAGGGUCAUUAGACAAUGCAGAGUAUACACCCAGACCCUCAAAUAAAAAAGUGCCUCAUUUUCAUGUCCACUGGGAGGCGGAACCCAAGGUUGGAUCGCUGGAUAACGUGGAUUACAAGAAGAGAAAGUCAAGAAGUCACCCUGCAUCAGAAAUGGGAAAUGGAUCAGAUGUCAGUGAAUUUGAGACCCACAGUCUAAAGCUUCCACCCCUGAAAUCAAGAUAUGGAGGUAGCGGAGACAUUGGGGCCUUUGGAAAUGCUCAUUUCACUCCAGGAUCAACACAUUCCUCACCAAAGUCUAUUAAGAAUGCAGCAAAAUCAAAGAUAGGCUCUCUUGACAACAUCCACUAUAAGCCAAGAGGUGGAGAUGUGGAGAUCCCUCAUUUUCCACACGACUUUAAAGCUGAAUCCAAAAUUGGAUCUCUAGAGAGGGUUUUCCAUAGCCCUGGAGGAGGUGAUGUGCAGAUAAUUGACCUGAAGCCGAAAUGGAAAUCAAAGCCCAAGGUUGGAUCACUUGACAAUAUUAGCCAUUCACCUCAAAAAUCGAGCUUCAAAGUGCCACAUUUCAGUGAUGAUUUUAAGCAGAGAGCAAAAGCUAAAAUCGGUUCUCUGGAAAAUGCUGAGCAUACACCAAGAACAAACAACCCACAGAUAUUCAAUACAAAACUGAAUUGGAAAAAGGAGUCCAAGAUUAGUGCCUUGUGGAAAACCAAGCACAGAUACGAUGAUCCUUACGAUCCUGAGUACGAUGAGGAUGCUGAAAUAGAGGCUAGAAUUCGAGAACUGAUGAACCGUUGAUUAGUUGUAGGGACCUUUUUUAUGACUUUUGCCAAGAGCCAAUUAGCUUGCCCUAGCCAUUAUUUUGCAGAAGUAAUUUUCAAAGUAUCAUGAUAAUUUUUAAAAUAUUCUUCUUUUGAACCAUGUCUUUUAGACUGAAUAUUUUGAUUUGUUUAGAGGUUGAUCAGUAUAGAGAUGAUCUCCCAGAUUUCAAUGUGUUAUUAGGGUAGUGUUGACUGCAUGAAUAUUUAAUUCUCUAAUAAUCAUGUGAAAUGAACAAUGAUGAUGACCCAUUUGAUACCAAAUCUAUAUUAUUUUGAUAGAUUCAAUUGUUAGUUCAUUCAUCACUUCGAUUCUUUCAAAUGUUUUUUAUACAGAUCCAUAUUACAGCAAUUAGUUACAUUAACAAAUGAAUGAAAAAAAUUGAUUUUUUUAAUGUAACAAUUUGUGCCUAGAUAUGUAUAUCAGUUAUAAAGGAAAUUAGAAUUGUGAUCUGAAUUUGCAUUGUUCAUUGCCUUUUUUUUUUUAUAUUCUGAAUUCAUGUUGGUCUGUUGUAAGAAAAAUAUGGAGUAAUAUAUAGAAUUGAUUAGUGUCCAAAACCUCUAUCUUCUUUUAAUUUCAAUAAACAUGUUAAAAGCUUA
Magallana angulata is the source of this 4433-nucleotide messenger RNA. RefSeq names its product microtubule-associated protein 2-like. The coding region runs from base 2575 to 3813 and encodes 412 amino acids. The transcript has a single exon. Lineage: Eukaryota; Metazoa; Mollusca; Bivalvia; Ostreida; Ostreidae. Gene Ontology annotation, molecular function: microtubule binding. The record is from RefSeq and is a predicted model, not a curated record.